Eupeodes corollae is the source of this 1737-nucleotide messenger RNA. Its product is annotated as ubiquitin carboxyl-terminal hydrolase MINDY-3 homolog. The record is from RefSeq and is a predicted model, not a curated record. Lineage: Eukaryota; Metazoa; Arthropoda; Insecta; Diptera; Syrphidae. Gene Ontology annotation, molecular function: cysteine-type deubiquitinase activity; K48-linked deubiquitinase activity; calcium ion binding. The transcript has 9 exons. The coding region runs from base 100 to 1452 and encodes 450 amino acids. Gene Ontology annotation, biological process: protein K48-linked deubiquitination.
ACUGCAUUUGUCAAAAAUUUGUCAAUUUGCUUGUUAGAAAACCAAUUAAAAUAAAUUUUAGUUGGAUAAAUAUAUAAACAAUUUAAAAUUAAAUUUACAAUGGGUGAGAGUUCAAGUGCCUCAAAAAAAGAUGAUGACCAAGAAUUACAGCAAUUUCGAAAUCUGCUAUGGGGUCAAAAUAUAAAACUCGAUGUAUUCCGGCGAUGGUCACAAGGCUUCGAGUUCAGUGAGGCGGAACCGUCUGCUCUUGUGCAACGACAGGGAGGCCCUUGUGCUGUUAUUGCUCCAGUGCAGGCAUACUUAUUGAAAAUUCUCAUGGAUACCCCCAAUCACUGUCUGAAAGAUUUGACUCACGAUAAAUGCAAACAAGUUCUUAUACAAGCGCUUUGUAAUAUUCUUGAGAAGUGCAAAGAAACCAAAUUUCGAAUUGUUUCCCUUCACGAAGAGGCUGUAGAAGCGAUGGAAUCCUCAACAGGAGCACCAGAUGAAGAUGGCAACGUGAAUACAUCUGCCGAUACAGAUGAUGCUCCAGAAGCCGCUCUUGAACGGCUACCAGAAAACUUCCACAAGAACCUGUCAGUGAUUAAUCUAGAUGAUAUAGAUGAUGUAUCCAAAUAUCUAUCCGAAAACUUUCGAACGUUAACAGCCGACUUUGGUGUUUUACUCUUUAUGUAUAGUGUCCUCUUAACGAAGGGCUUUGAAAAUGUCACUUCAGAGCUUUCCGACACAUCAGAACCUCUCAUUCACAAUACCUAUGGCUAUGGAUCGCAAGGUCUUAUAAAUCUCAUGUUAACUGGUCAAGCUGUUGCUCACGUUUGGGACCACGAAGAAGAUAUUGGUGGAUUAAAACUACGUGGUAUUAGUGAACAAAGUGAAAUUGGUUUUAUCACUCUUAUGGAACAAAUGCGCUACUGCACUGUUGGAUCUUUCUACAAAAAUCCAAAAAAUCCCGUCUGGGUGAUGGGUUCAGAAACGCAUCUUACUGUAUUGUUUAGCCAUGAAAAGAGAUUAGUUUCACCAGAAACUUCGUCAGAAAUAGCUCGAAGGAUAUUCAAAUCAUACGACCCCGAAGGAAAUAAUUUUAUUCCAGCGCCUGUUCUACAAGAUGUCUUGGCGUCGUUAGAUCUAGUCAGUGAGCCAGAAUAUGUCGAAAUAAUGGUGAAAAAGCUUGAUCCCGAAAAUUUAGGCAUAAUACUCUUAAAUGCAUUUAUGGAUGAGUUUUUCCCUGUUGAAAAGCGCUCCACACCAGAUACAUUUGAUUUAUUGCAUUAUAAUGGAAUCCCUGGAUCAAAUGAGGGCAAUAAAGUGCGUUUCAAUAGGGGAUCAGCCGUGAUGUUAGAAUGUGAUUUAAAAUCGGUGUGUGUUUCGAAUCCAAUGCUUACGUGUUUGCAAACAAAAUGGCCAAAUAUUGAUGUGAAUUGGAGUGGCUCGAAAGUACCAUCGUUAAAUUAAUUUUAAUUUAAUUAGGAAUAUGCAAAACAAAAUAAAAAAAAAAAACAAAUUUAAAAUAAAACAAAAAAAAAGAACACACUCACAACAAACAAAAAACAAAACAAAAAUUGGCAUAUUAGUUUCGAUAACCUUCUUAAUAUUUAAAAACAACAAAACGAACAAACAAAACAAAAAAUAGUUAAAUGCAUAGUAUUUUCUUUUUCCUCAUUUCUUAACAAACUAAUAUUUCUAGAAAAAAUGCCAAAUAAAGCAGAACUAGUGUUUCAAUUUACAAAGCAAUAUUAA